Molecule: messenger RNA, 1166 nt
Organism: Phytophthora sojae
Lineage: Eukaryota; Oomycota; Peronosporomycetes; Peronosporales; Peronosporaceae
Exons: 1
Source: RefSeq, a predicted model, not a curated record
CCGCGAUGGCGACAAGACACUCUGCGCGUACUUCAGCUCGACAGCUACUUGUUAGCGCUCAUUGUAUGCAGCUCGUUCUCAACGGCAGCAAAAUGCAACUACUCUAGGAAGAAGUCACCCGACACCCCUGCUGUUACCCCUCCAACCGAAAGUGACUCGUCCACGGCGACGGAGACGCCUACUGUGGUGGCAGCUGAAGCUAACGAAGCGACUAAGACGCAGGCUGAGACCGAAAAUGCAUCCCAGUUCACGACCCCUGAGCCAGCUGACCAAGGCGGUUCUGUGUCGUCCCAGACCUCUGAGAAUGAAUCGUCGACUCAAACCAACAACAAAUACAGCCAAGAAAGCAUACUCCCGACGCAAGCUUCGGCAGAAGGCGGCGGUGCUCCCCAAACUGUUUCGGCCACCAGUGCACAUGCCCCCUUUGGCGACAUCACGUCUCAGAAGGGCGGCUGUGUCGUUGGCAACCCCAAUAGGUUCAUCAGCACCGCCGACGUCAACGAUCAGUGGGACCGACGCAUGAGCAAGGACGUAUCGCCGUUCCACAACCUCAUCUUCGACCAGAUCGUCAACAACAACGCGUCGCUCAGCUACUGCGUGCGCUGGGACAACAAUGAGAAGCUCUCGAAGACUACGGCGUCCAAGUUCGAGGCCAUGCUCAGCCGCCAGUUCAAGCUCUGGAACCACUGGCUCAUCGGCUACGACUGCUGGCCGUACGAGAAGAUCGACAUCAAGAUCGUGGGCUUUUUCGCUGUGCGGGACGCGUCGUUGCUGGACUGGAGCGACGACUCGCUGGGCAAGAUCUACGAGGGCGUGCUGGACGACGACGAAAUCCCCAAGUGCCCCGACGAGUGCUACAAGCACCAGGGCCAGCAGGCCAACGCCGACACGAGCGCGUGCGAGGGCCAACCCUUCGACAUGUCGCUCUGGCCCUCGGAAGACGUGCCCGGCCAGAACGUGGACGGCGCCGGCGGAGACUGGGGCCAGCGCGUGGAGGUGAAGGCCAUGCUGGAGAUCAUGGACGACGAGCAGAUGAUGACGCUGGCGCACGAAAUCGGCCACGGCUUUCGCCUGCCCGACUUCUAUGGGCCCUCGGACAAGAGCUCGACGUUCCCCGCCGCUCUCAUGGACCAGAGUGAGACGCUCACGCCUGCGGAUGGUGGAAA